Molecule: messenger RNA, 420 nt
Organism: Penaeus vannamei (Pacific white shrimp)
Lineage: Eukaryota; Metazoa; Arthropoda; Malacostraca; Decapoda; Penaeidae
Source: RefSeq, a predicted model, not a curated record
GACGUACCCGCUCUGUGCCCGCGCGGAGACUCCCUUCACCCACCGCCACAGGUCACGGAUCAGGUCACGGCAGCAGCGCGGGUCAAGAUGCUGUCGUCGGGUCCUCACGCCUCGAGAAUCGUGCGGAAAUACAGGAGGACGCGGCUUCAGCAGGUCAAGAGGCAAGAGUACAAGAAGCUGAGGAACAUGGUGCCGGCGCUGCAGGAGAAGAAUCGGGUGUCGAAGGUGGAGGUGAUCCGAUGCUGCCAAGCCGAUCCAGUUAUGACACGGAACCCACUUGGGCAUCGCCUCAUCAGAGGUUUGGCAGCAGGGGCUUCCGGAGCGACGCUAAGAGAGAAUAAAUGUGUGUCUUUCGAGAAACGAGUUGUAAACUACUCGUUUGCCUUUAAAGAGGUUCAAAUGCUCGAGAACAUGAAGUAG